UUACGACUGAACAUUUAUAACUCCUGAGCUCAGGAGACUCGUAAAAGCAUCAUCGUCUUAAUGCGGACUGCCAAACAAACCCUCCAGUCAGUUCCAAUCAUGUUGUUCAUCUUAAUAGUAAUAAUCUUAGGAUUAUUAUCCUUGAUUCUGGUCAACCGAAGGAAAAAUAACAGGAGAAUCAAUGAGUACUUGAAGGAUAUUCCCGGUCCCAGCCCGCUACCAAUUGUUGGGAAUUCCAUUGGCGCUUCUACUUACAGCAAAGGCGUUUUACGUUACUUUAUUGAUAACGUUAAGAAAUAUGGAAAGACUUCGUUAUUCUGGAUUGGGAGCAAUCCUUACGUCUUCAUCACAGACCCAAAAGAUGUUGAGAUUCUGCUCAAGGAUACGAAGAACAUAAGGAAAUCGAGGACCUACGACUUUCUCGUUCCAUGGUUAGGCGGAGGCUUGGUCACAUCCACCGGUGAUCAUUGGCGCGUUCAUCGGAAAAUCAUAAGACCCUCAUUCAACCUCAACAUGCUGGAAAAGUUCGUGCAAGUUUUCAACGAUUGCAGCGACGAUAUGCUCGAGAAUUUAACAUCGAAAUCCGACGGAGAAAGGUUCGACGUCUUUCCUAUAAUUGUGCGACAUACUUUGGAUGUAAUCACCGAAACUUCGAUGGGUUUGCAAAUGAGGAUCCAGAGGCAAGAGAAAUCUCCGUACUUGACAGCGUUGGAGAGCGUCAAGAAAAUCUCGUUCACCAGAGUCUGGAAUUCGUUGCUGCAUCCGGACUGGAUCUUCGACAACAUGGCAAUCGGGAAAGAGUUUAAACGCAAUUUGGAAAUGAUAAACGAUCACUGCAUGAAAGUAAUUAAGGAGAAGCAAACGAUUGGAUUAAAUGAUAAAUCGUUUUUGGAUAUUUUGCUGUCCGAGAAUCAGGGAGAAUUUUCCAUUAAGGAUAUUUUGGAUGAGGUCAACACGUUUAUGUUUGCAGGUCACGAUACAACUUCAACGGCAAUCGCGUUCAUUCUGCACUGCUUGAGUCUACACGCGGAUGUCCAAAAGAAAUUAUACGAAGAGAUUGAGGCUAACUUUGGAGCCGAAGUUGGCACUUUAACUUACCGAGAUCUUCAAUCCACGGUCUACCUGGAUCGAGUCAUUAAGGAGUCUAUGAGACUGUUUCCACCUGUCGCGAGUAUCAGCAGAGUCUUGGAUUACGAUUUGGAGCUCACGAAUGCGACGCUUCCUGCUGGAUGCUACGUGGAGUGUUUCAUUUACAUGCUUCACAGGAAUUCCAAGAUUUACCCGGAUCCGGAAGUCUUCAAUCCGGAUAGAGUCGACGCAGAGGAUCAACAUCAUGCUGCGUUCGCCGCUUUCAGCGCUGGAUUACGAAAUUGCAUAGGGCAAAAGUACGCAAUGCUAGAGAUCAAGUCGACGCUGAUCAAGAUUCUGCAACGCUUCGAAAUCUAUGGUGGCGAAACUAUUAGUAAUUUGCAGAAUUACGUAGUUCUGACGGCGCCCGAUGGUAUUUGGAUGAAGAUGAAGCCUAGACGGAUUACAUCUUGAUUCUGCUUCUUCGAAUACGUUUGCUGUAGUAGUUGUAAAUUGAAAGUAUUGGUAGCUGCAUGCUGUAAUAAAUAGUUUUAGUUGGCUCAACAUUAAUCAAACCAAAUCCCUUUUUUUGCAAGUUUUAAAAUA
This is a messenger RNA of Nicrophorus vespilloides, 1674 nucleotides long. Its product is annotated as cytochrome P450 4C1-like. Bases 61 to 1542 code for a protein of 493 amino acids. Gene Ontology annotation, molecular function: iron ion binding; heme binding; monooxygenase activity. The record is from RefSeq and is a predicted model, not a curated record. Lineage: Eukaryota; Metazoa; Arthropoda; Insecta; Coleoptera; Silphidae. The transcript has 11 exons.